This is a messenger RNA of Trypanosoma theileri, 558 nucleotides long. RefSeq names its product surface protease GP63. Gene Ontology annotation, cellular component: membrane. The annotation marks the transcript as partial. The transcript has a single exon. The record is from RefSeq and is a predicted model, not a curated record. Gene Ontology annotation, molecular function: metalloendopeptidase activity. Gene Ontology annotation, biological process: cell adhesion; proteolysis. Lineage: Eukaryota; Euglenozoa; Kinetoplastea; Trypanosomatida; Trypanosomatidae.
AUGUUCUUGUUGCUCUUGCUGCCCUGUGUCUGUGGCCUUGCAGCCCUCCGUGAUGAUAGUUGCACAUAUGAUACUACUGCGUGGAAGAACAUGAGGAAUAAAACUGAUUAUACACCUUUGUCUGUUUCUAUUGUACGGGAAUUACCUCAAAGUGGUAAGAGUACUGUUUCACUCUACACAACAACAACUACUACUACUUCUACUACUACAGUAAAAAGCGAAGAGGAGGAUUGGAUGCCUAUUCGCAUUCAUGUCUCUUCUGAGGAGUUGGAUAGAGCGAUGAGGCGCUGCAGUAGUGGAAUGACUGAUUCUUCACAUAGACACUCUCCAUCAUGCCGUGAUGGAAAUGUACUCACACCACAGAAACGAGACAUUCUGUUAAAUGAACUCCUUCCUGCAGCUAUUGCACUGCACAGUGAACGUCUUCUUGUGGUGCGAUCACGGUUUAAUUUGGUCAUCAUGCAAUUUAUCUCAGAGAUGUGCUACACAUAUGUUGAGCUUCCUGCAGCGUAUGAGAGUGUGGGUGUGGUUCAGGCGGACUUUGUGUUGUUUGUGUUG